AUGGACCUACCUCCAGAUCCAUAUGACGCUCUCGGCGUAGCCAAAGAUGCUGAUGUCAGCGCCAUAAAGAGUGCACAUCGGAAGCUCGUGCUCAAGUGCCAUCCGGACCGCAUCCAGGAUCCCGCUCUCAAGGAAAAGGGCAAGGAGGCUUUCCAGAAGAUUCAACAAGCCUACGAGCUGCUCACUGAUCCUUCUAAGAAGGCUCGCUACGAUGAUCAGGUCCGGUUAGCUGCGCUACGGCGAGAGGCGAUGGCAAGAGAUGGUCCUACUACUAGAUCGCAGACAUAUCCUAUAAGGCAUGGUCCGCCACCGCCACCAGCUUCGCGGCACUACAGUCCCGAUGAUGGUGUGUAUUUCGAGGAGCGUCGGCCCCGAAAUGAGGAUUUCAGCAGCAGUAGAGAGAAGUUUGAGGAGCCUCUGAGGACGUCUUCCCGCAAGCACACUGAUUACGAUCGAGCCUCUUCGACCAAGAAACCUGCAGAGAAAGAGCGAUCGGACAAAGCUAAGGCGGGUUGGUCAAGGGCGACUGGCUUUGUCAACGCUGGCAUCAGAUUGAAGAAAGAGACGGACAAGACUCGUGCUUCGAAGGAAGCGAAGGAGCGCACAAGACAGAAGGAAAGGUCCGACAAGGAGCAGCGAGCUCGCCACGCAUACGUUGACAGCGAAAGUGACUCUGACACUGCUACUCGCGUCACCUCCUCCACUAUCAAACCCUCCCGGCCCACACCUCGACACUCACCUCAGUCCAGUUCAUCUCGUCCAUCGACUGCCACAAGACGGCCCACUCAUGUGGACGAUGACAGCGGCGACGAGAGUGACGAUGCUCUGGCCCGCAAAUGGGAGGCCAAAUUCGACAAAACCAAGCAGUAUAUUGAAAAAGCUACCUUGGGCGCUGGAUCUCGACCUAAAUUUGAGCGACACGAAUCAGGUUCGUACUGGUCGAGUCACCACCGGAGUGGGAGUGAUCCAGAUCGGUACGCCUCCUCGGGCAAAGAACGAGAGCGACGUAGCCACGAUGAUUCUCGACGUCCUUCUAUGCCUACCAUGAACUCGUCUCCAGCCAAUCUGAAGGCACGAGUCGAGGAGAGAUCACCAAAGGACCGGAGGUCUGCGGGUUCCGCGUCCUACCGCGACUCGGGCAGAGACCGCGAUUCUGAUCACCGUAAGGACAUUCCAGGAUUGCACCGCUCGCAGACUAUGCCCGUUCCGCGUUCUUCAGGGCGCAAAGAUGCAGCACCCAGCAAGUCUUCGAACCUGAAGCAUGCCGAAACACACGACUCUGGCUAUGGUAGCAGCUCGACUCCACACACGCCUGAUCCGCGCGACGACAGUCCAGUGCGUCGGAACGCUAGCUCGCGCACGAAGUAUCAGAUAGUUGACCCGGAUAGUGGUGAUGAUGGUGCAUCGACAAUUCACAGGGUGGAUGACACAAGGUCUCGUCACCGAGACCGAAGAUACGCCAGUCCCGAGCCCAUCAGCCCCCGUGACAGCGACCGUCGACGACCCGACCGCCCUCGUUUGGACACGAACUAUCGAUCCAAGUCCUCUCGCGAGUCGCCAAUUGAGCCGCCAAAGGUUCGAAGAUCCGAGUCUGCUCGAUACGAUGAUCAUCGUUCCGGGCGAGAUUCGAACAGCAGCUCGCGUUAUAACAGCCGAGAGAAGCUUGACACCGAAGACUACGAGUAUGAGACCAGAUCUCCGCGAUACAAGGAAAAGGACAGGGGCGGCCUGCGGGAUCCUUACGCUGAAUCGAAUGCUGGAUAUGGCGACAAAUAUCGCGAUCGUGAUUAUGCUCCGAAGUCGACGUUCCACUCGGAUGCACGAGGCUCGCGCAGACCCUCGAUGCAGACUGGAGUUCAUUGA
This is a messenger RNA of Cyphellophora attinorum, 1863 nucleotides long. RefSeq lists its product as uncharacterized. The coding region runs from base 1 to 1863 and encodes 620 amino acids. The record is from RefSeq and is a predicted model, not a curated record. The transcript has a single exon. Lineage: Eukaryota; Fungi; Ascomycota; Eurotiomycetes; Chaetothyriales; Cyphellophoraceae.